This is a messenger RNA of Cladophialophora yegresii CBS 114405, 258 nucleotides long. RefSeq lists its product as uncharacterized. The transcript has a single exon. Gene Ontology annotation, biological process: mRNA splicing, via spliceosome. Gene Ontology annotation, cellular component: U2 snRNP; precatalytic spliceosome. The record is from RefSeq and is a predicted model, not a curated record. NCBI's taxonomy places the organism in Eukaryota, Fungi, Ascomycota, Eurotiomycetes, Chaetothyriales, Herpotrichiellaceae. The coding region runs from base 1 to 258 and encodes 85 amino acids.
AUGGCCGACAAGCUACGCACCUUGCAACAACUUGAGUCGCUCCAGGCGAAAUAUGUCGGAACUGGCCAUGCAGACACCACUCGGUAUGAGUGGUCCCAGAACAUCGUCCGCGACUCCCUUGCCUCUUAUGUCGGCCAUCCUCCUCUUCUCUCGUAUAUGGCAUUGGGGCUCGGUGAAAACAGUGAGAUUGUCAGAGGGCAGAUGAUCGAGAAAAUGAUCAGGGCGAGUGGUCCACCGCCACAGAGGGAGGAGGAUUGA